CUUUGCGUGCUUGUAAGAUCUCAAAACUUAUUCAAACUUGAACUUAUAUUGCACUGCAUCAAGUAUCAUAUGGCCGAAACUACUGAUCUGCAUUCGCAUCAAAGCAAAUGGAGAAUCCCAGUUUUUGUUUUCUUCAAAGAUGUGAGCUUUGUGUUCAAGAUGGAUUCACUUGGUUUGGAGAUUAUUCGGAUUGCACUUCCUGCAGCUCUAGCUUUAGCCGCUGAUCCCAUCGCUUCGCUGAUUGACACAGCAUUUAUUGGUCGUUUAGGGCCGGUGGAGCUUGCAGCUGUGGGAGUUUCAAUCGCCAUUUUCAAUCAAGCUUCAAGGAUUACCAUAUUUCCACUAGUUAGUAUCACAACUUCUUUUGUCGCAGAAGAGGAAACCAUUGAAAGAAUCACCAAUGGUGAAGAGCCAAAAGCUGAGAACUCGCAGAAGUGUUCCGCUAAAGAUAGUGAAAUGAAGGAGUUGAAGCCAGAAGAAUCCGUGCUUGAGAACUUGGAAAAAGGAGUCUCAACAAACACUACUACUGAAACAAAAGGUGAAUCUUCAUCAGAUAAGAAUUCUUCUGCAACUACGUGCAAGUCUCCCUCUCUAAAGGAUAGCGAAAAGUUGAAUAAGGGAAAGCGACAUAUCCCUUCAGCAUCAACAGCACUAAUUAUAGGCGGCUUUCUUGGUCUUGUUCAGGCUAUUUUUCUUGUAUUGGGAGUCAAACCUCUCUUGCAUAUUAUGGGCGUGAAGUCAGAUUCUCCCAUGAUGUCCCCAGCUCAAAAGUACUUGACUUUAAGAUCACUGGGUGCUCCUGCAGUGCUUCUUUCUCUGGCAAUGCAAGGGGUUUUUCGAGGAUUGAAGGAUACAAAAACUCCCUUAUAUGCUACAGUUGCAGGAGAUUUAACAAAUAUCGUUUUGGACCCAAUAUUUAUCUUCGUGUGCCAUCUAGGUGUUAGUGGAGCCGCAAUUGCACAUGUUCUUUCACAGUACUUGAUUUCAUUCAUCCUCCUGGUGAAGUUGAUGAAACAAGUUCAUCUCUUGCCUCCAAGUGUUAACGAUUUACAAUUUAGUCGGUUUCUUAAAAAUGGUUUUUAUUUGUUAGCCAGAGUUAUAGCUGCGACAAUAUGUGUCACACUGGCAGCUUCAAUGGCUGCACGCCUUGGUUCGACACCUAUGGCUGCAUUCCAAAUUUGCUUACAGGUCUGGCUCACAUCAUCACUUCUGGCUGAUGGAUUGGCUGUUGCGGGACAGGCCAUUCUAGCUUGUUCAUUUGCUGAGAAGGACUAUCAGAAGGCAACUGCUGCAGCAAAUAGAGUACUGCAGAUGGGUUUUGUUCUUGGAAUGGGGCUUGCUGUCUUUGUAGGACUUGGUCUCUACUUUGGCUCUGGAAUCUUUUCAAAAGAUGUUCAUGUUAUCCACCUUAUAAACAUCGGCAUACCGUUUGUUGCAGCAACUCAACCCAUCAAUUCUCUAGCUUUUGUCUUUGAUGGUGUGAAUUUUGGAGCUUCUGAUUUUGCAUAUUCGGCAUACUCCAUGGUUUUAGUAGCCAUUGCAAGCAUAGCAAGCUUAUUUGUUCUCUCAAAAAGCAAUGGUUUUGUUGGAAUCUGGAUUGCUUUAACAAUUUACAUGGGUCUCCGCACAUUUGCUGGUGUAUGGAGGAUGGGAACUGGAACUGGACCUUGGGGAUUUCUCAAAGGCCGAUUGUUGCCAUAAGCUACAUAUAGCUUCAGGAUUCAGGACUUAAAUUUACUUAACCAUAUGUGGUCUAGUGUUUGUCAAUUACAUAAUUAUUUUUAUUAGUUUUUUUUUAUUUUCUUUUUUUUUAAUCAUU
Molecule: messenger RNA, 1819 nt
Organism: Mangifera indica (mango)
Lineage: Eukaryota; Viridiplantae; Streptophyta; Magnoliopsida; Sapindales; Anacardiaceae
Product: protein DETOXIFICATION 43-like
Exons: 11
Coding region: 70-1701 (543 amino acids)
Biological process (GO): transmembrane transport
Cellular component (GO): membrane
Molecular function (GO): xenobiotic transmembrane transporter activity; antiporter activity; citrate transmembrane transporter activity
Source: RefSeq, a predicted model, not a curated record